AUGGCCAGCAAGCAAAAGCCGCUGAAGCUUCGACCAGCGAAUGUCUCACUACCAUGGAUGUUUGGCAUAGGACAGAUGUCAUCAGAUGAUGAAGAAGAUGUGAUCAAGGCUUCAUCACCUCCAGCAGGCAAACAAGGAAAUCUAGCUGAAAUUGAUGAAUUCGUUGUUCAUACACCACUUCGCGAUGGACCAAGUGGCUAUUCGCAACCACUAUGGGAACAAAGAAUUGAAGAAACUUUUGUACAAGAAGGGUGGUCGCCAACACGGACAGAUACAGGUCUCGUUGGGACCUCAACUCCCGAUCGCAGCAAUUCAAAUGAACGACGAUUACAUUCCCCAGAGGAUCCAAUAGGCAAUUGGUCUUCACCAAGAAUGCAGUCUCCUGCUAACGGUAGUAAUAGUAAUUCUAGAACAAUGGACAAUGCUAGGUCACCGGCUGAGAACCCAUUCUUGACAAGUGCAAGUAGAAGCAAUGCUGAAACCUAUACGACGAAUAAUACAAGAGAUCCAUUUGCUACUUCAUCACGACUAACUCGUAGUCCUCCACCGCCAUCACGACCUCAGACAGCUAAUGCAACACCGCAAAAGCCGCAACAACCCACACAACAGCAGCCUAUACAACGACCAGCUACUGCACUACCAACAACAACAGCAAAUAGAGUACCAGCUACUGUAACUCAUAUAGAACCUCAACCUCACAUACCGCCCCUCGUUAUAACGGGCAUGACACCAGGAUCUACUAGAUCAGUAUCCCCUAGAGUUCCAGACCAACAAGCAACACCUGUAUCUCCUCAGAAAUCAGUGGCUCAGACAUCGGCGAUACUAGAUAAAAGCAGCAUGCAAAUGUCGUAUGGUGAAAUCAAGGCUGAGAAUGAUCGGAUAUAUGAGGUUCAGUUAUUGAGAGAAGAACUUCGAGCUGCGUUGAAUGAAGCGCGUCGAUGGAGAGAUAUCGCAGAGUCUGCUGGUGCUAGUGCUGCCGCUGCUAGAUCUGAUAGUGUUAGUCGAGAGGCUGUUGAGAACUUGAAGAAUGAGUGCAGCGAAUCACGACAACGUAUUGCAUUUUUGGAGAGCCAGAAUGAAGAUUUGCUGAAUGCAAUAUACGAUUAUCAAAACCGUGAGCAACAGGCACAUUCUCAGUUACGGCAAGUGAUGGAUCGGCUCGACGAAGCAACGCUCAAGGCGGAAGAAGGUCAACAAAGGCUGGCUGAUGAAAAGGCAAAGAACGAGAGAAAUGAAAUCGACUUUCGUCUGUUCUCUCGUAAGCUCAGAGGUCUACAAGACACUAAUGCUGAAUUGCGGCAAGAAGGAGAACAGCUUCGAUCCGAGUUGAGGCGGUUGCAAUAUGAGGCUACUGGUCCACGUCGUUCUCGAGAAGAAGGCGUGUCGCUAAAUGAGAGUCAGCUAGCCUUUGACAAUGAAGCGUUGAAGCUUCUGGUUAUGGACUUGCAGAAAGAGAACGAAUCUCUCAAGCCCGCUUCACAAAGACCAGAUACAGCAACACUACUACCAUCGACGUAUAAUUAUCUGGAUCGGCCACCAUCAGCAUCAGCCGACCGGUAUAGAUCACCUAUAAGGACAGUACCUCCAUCGUCAUUCGACGCCGUUAGAUCACGUCUAACCACUGCACAAUCGAGUAUACAGCCAUCCACUAAUACCAAUGAUCCAAUGUCGUUUGGAUCUCGUCUAGCUCGUUUUGAGCAAGAGUCCGUCUAUAACCCAAUAACGCAUGAUACUACACCGCCUCCUACUAGGCAGAGUAAUGGAAAUCAUGCAACCAGUAAUAAUUGGGCGUCUUCGUCGUUAUCUAAUGCUAGAGAUUGGGGUCGUGCAUCGUGGGCUGGACCUUUACCACUGUCGGGUAAUGGUUUGAGUAAUGGUGGUGGUAGUAAUAAUUCAAGGCCAGCGACAUCUGGUGGACCUAGUUAUCGAGAUUCAGAAAAUCUUGGUGAAAUGGACUUUAUUCAAGUUCGUGACCAGCUGGAUGCUGAGCUGAGAAAAUUGAAUACUCACAAGGCAUCGCUGGAGUAUGAAGCGUCUCGACUUAAAUCUGGUCCUGGAUCUGCUCGAAAAAGGCGAGAAGAUCUUGAUGAUCAAUUGGAGAAUGUACAACGGGAUAUUUCAUCAGUGAGAAUGAAGAUGAGGACUCUCAAAAUCUUGUAA
Molecule: messenger RNA, 2160 nt
Organism: Synchytrium microbalum
Lineage: Eukaryota; Fungi; Chytridiomycota; Chytridiomycetes; Synchytriales; Synchytriaceae
Exons: 7
Coding region: 1-2160 (719 amino acids)
Source: RefSeq, a predicted model, not a curated record